UCACUCACUAUGCUCUGACACCCAACUGCCCGCAGACAGCUGCAGGAUGGCUGGGAGCUUCUUGAAAGGACGCUUCCUCUCCUUGUUCGACUACAAAACGGAAAAAUACAUUGUCGCCAAAAAUAAGACAGUUGGAGUUUUGUACAGACUUAUUCAGUUAUCUCUCAUCGGGUACAUUAUAGGAUGGGUUUUCAUAGUAAAGAAAGGCUACCAGGAGACAGAUGAGGCUAUCCAGAGCUCUAUUAUAACUAAACUGAAGGGAGUCUCAGUGACGAACACCACUGAGUCUGGUCUGCUGGUGUGGGGACCAGAGGACUAUGUCAUCCCACCACAGGGUGAAGCUGUUCUGUUUGUUGUAACCAAUUUCCUAGAAACACCAAACCAGAAGCUGGGAUACUGUGCUGAGAGCCUCAAGGUGCUGGAUGGCCACUGUCAAGACGACGAGGACUGUGAAGAGGGGAGGAUGGUGGUGUCUGGUCAUGGGAUGAUGAGCGGCCGAUGUUUAAGAUACGAUGAAAACUCCACUGGUACCUGCGAAAUCUAUGGCUGGUGUCCCAUUGAAAGAAAAUUCAAACCACAAGAGCCACUGCUGAUACACGCUGAAAACUUCACCAUUUACAUCAAGAAUUUCAUCCAAUUUCCAAAAUUCGAAUUUUCAAAGUCCAACGUUUUCGAAACAAAUGAUCACUCCUAUUUGAAGACAUGUCGAUUUGAUGAGGAGCUCCACCCCUACUGCCCCAUCUUUCGCCUGGGUGACAUCACCAGACGAGCCCGACACAACUUCCACGACAUGGCGACAUCGGGUGGCUCCAUUGGCAUUAUGAUAAAGUGGGACUGUGACCUUGACAAAGGUUACUCUCACUGCCAUCCACAGUACCACUUUACUCGUCUGGAUGUCUCCAACAUGACUAUCGUAAAGGGGUUUAACUUCAGACACAGUCGGUAUUACCAAAACGCUGAUGGUGAGACCUAUCGCUCUCUAUUCAAAGUCUAUGGCAUCCGAUUUACCAUCAUGGUGCACGGAAAGGCCGGGAAGUUCAGCAUCGUCCCAACAGCCAUCAAUGUUGGUUCAGGGCUGGCUCUGAUGGGUGCUGGAGCUUUCUUCUGUGACAUGGUUCUUCUCUACCUGUUGAAGAAGGGCGACUCUUAUCGACAGAGGAAGUUUGAAGCAGCCAAAGGUAUGGAAUCAACAUCCGAAGACAACUGUGUGAAAGACAGAAAGGAUGCCAUGGAACAGGAGAAUCUGACGUCUUAGUCUUUUCACCACAUAAGAUGAGUUUGCACCAUGCUCUCGCUGGUUAUACUGUAGUAUAACAAUCUGUAUUAUAUAUUAUAAAAAUGACAGCAGUACAGUACGACUUAUGUUGUACUGUUGUGGAGCUCUUGUUAGAUGGGGCACCUUUUUGCCUUAAAUUUGUAAGACCUCUAUUUUUAUAACUUGAAAACACUUAUUAAAAAGAAUCAUGAACACAGAUUGCAUUAACUUUGUCACACUGUUAACACUGUCUGAAACUAUUGUUGCAUCUAGGCCACUUUUACUGAUGCUUUUAUUAUAACAACUUUUUUUUUAACCAAACAUAUUAUUAAUUUAUUGAAACUAUUUUAGAUAUUUUAUAUGGAUAAAUAUUGUUUAAAAUCAGCAAGAUAUCAAGAAUCAAGCCAUUCAAGACUCAUCUUUACAAAUCCUUUUAUUUUAUUUUAUUUUAUUAUGCGGUAGCCUGGCGACCUGUCCAGGGUGUACCCUGCCUCUCGCCCAAUGUCAGUUGGGAUAGGCCCCAACUCCCCAGCAGUUAGAAAAUGGAUGGAUGGAUUAUUAUUUUUUAUCUUUUUUUAUUUUUUAAUUUUAUUUUAUUUUUAUAUUUUAAUUCAUUUUAUUAUUAUUUUUAAUUUUAUUUUUUAAUUUAUUUUAUUCAUUUUUAUUUUAUUCUAUUUUUUAACUUCAAAAAGCAUAUUUUUAAGGAAACACAGACUUUCUUUAUGGUCAUUAUGACCUACUGUGUAAAGGUUGGAUUGCUGAUUGGAUAAAAGGACAUUUUUGUAGGUCACAUUUGCUGCCUUACCGUAAAGAUGUAACAGGUAUGGUGACUGAUACGCUAAUUAUUAUAAAGUUUAUAUAUACUGUAUAAAUGUACUUUAAACAUCAUUGUUUAAACCAAAUGUCUACAGAGAGGCCUCACACUGUGGCUCGGUAUUUAUGCCACAUAUCACUGAGACUAAGAGUCAUUUAUGUUUAUAGAAAUUCUCAUUAAAUUAUCGGAGGCCACAGGAUAAUAUAUACCAGGUAUGACUCUGCACUAAUUUUCAAAACCACUUAUCCUGUCCUGGGCUGUGGGAGGCAUCAACAGAUCAAAAUGCAAAACAGAGCAAACUUCACUCAAGUUAUUAUUUUACAUUUUACAAGACUUAAAUCACAUUCUUUUUUUAGUACCUUGCUUGUUCAGCUGGUUUUCUAACUAAUCUUUUAUUUAUUAACUGAUACAGAGGAAAGCUCUGCUUGUAAACUAAAUGUGCUAAUAAAGAUUUUAUUCUGGUGAAA
This is a messenger RNA of Epinephelus moara (kelp grouper), 2536 nucleotides long. RefSeq names its product P2X purinoceptor 5-like. Gene Ontology annotation, cellular component: nuclear inner membrane; plasma membrane. Gene Ontology annotation, biological process: monoatomic cation transmembrane transport; response to ATP. The record is from RefSeq and is a predicted model, not a curated record. Bases 47 to 1255 code for a protein of 402 amino acids. NCBI's taxonomy places the organism in Eukaryota, Metazoa, Chordata, Actinopteri, Perciformes, Serranidae. The transcript has 12 exons. Gene Ontology annotation, molecular function: extracellularly ATP-gated monoatomic cation channel activity; purinergic nucleotide receptor activity.